Serinus canaria (Common canary) is the source of this 8540-nucleotide messenger RNA. RefSeq names its product myosin light chain kinase 3 (gene MYLK3). Gene Ontology annotation, molecular function: ATP binding; protein serine/threonine kinase activity. Gene Ontology annotation, biological process: protein phosphorylation; positive regulation of apoptotic process; intracellular signal transduction. Gene Ontology annotation, cellular component: cytoplasm; nucleus. Lineage: Eukaryota; Metazoa; Chordata; Aves; Passeriformes; Fringillidae. The record is from RefSeq and is a predicted model, not a curated record. The transcript is spliced from 15 exons. Bases 4763 to 6931 code for a protein of 722 amino acids.
CUUCUUCAUCUUCCCUUCAGUCCCCUCAUAAGCUGCUUCUUUGGUGCUUCUUAACUUUGUAUGGCAAACCUGAGCUCUGUCUUGGUUUACUGCCUUUGGUCUUCUACUAAGUGUUAUUUCUCUCAGUUACAACUUACUAAUUUUGUUAAUCUGACUUAAGAAUUAAAUACUAUUUUUAAUCCUGGACAGCAUUGAGGACCAUAAAAUGCUGUUAAGAACAGUGAGUGUUCCAGAUACUAGGAGUACAAAUAUUAAUAGUCUGGCAGUUUACCAAAUUUCUGUGGUUUGCUUUGUCUUGGAACAAACACCUUAUGAAUAUUUAAUGAAAAAUAUAAUGCUAAUAAAGAGAAAUCUUCAGACUGAGGUCAGAGUUGCUUUAUUUGGAGAAGCUGUAGAGCAAAAGGGGAGUGUUUGUGGCCAUGUGCAGUGAUGGGAGGUUGGAGGGGUAGAGUUGGAGUCUUUGCUGUGGAGGUGCUCUGGGCCCCAGCUCCUGGUUCUCAGCAACACCAAAGAAGUGUUUCAGGAUCAGUGAACUUGCUGGAGCAAGAGGUGACCCAGGAGUAAUGGUUUUCAGUAAAAUGAAUAAAUGAUUUUGCUAGCACAGCAGGUGUAGUGUGUUGACAGUAGUGUUUAUUGGUGGAGUGGAAUUCUUCAGCAAAUAAAAAAUUCUGAUGUGUUAAGGAGAUUUUUAAGGAACAGCACUCAGAGUUCAGGGAUCUUUAGAGUUAUACUUGUCAUAACCCACAUGAGAGUGCAGCAGGUAUGAAAUCUUAUCAGUUGAACCACACUAGUGUCCUGGAGGUGGUACAGUUUUGUUGUACAGACAGUCAGAGGAAAGGCGUGAGUGUCAGAAACUCUGGAAGAGAGCAGCUGUUCAUUUAGCAUGAGCCUCUCAGCUGGAGACCAUUAAAACUGAAACAUUGGUGUGUACUCAGGUGAAUGAAGUUAGAAUAAGGCUCAAUUUGUUUAAGUUCACCAAGGAGCUGUGGACUGAGGCUUAAGGUAAAAGUGCCAUUUUUUUGUAGCUUUCUGAAACAGUGGAGGAUAAAGACUGUUUCCUGUCAUCUGAGAAGACUAACAAAGGUCUCUGCUCUUUAGGACAGAGCAAUUCCAAAGAAGGAAAAGUGGUGCAGUAAGUUAGGAAAUGCAUAAGACAGAAGUAUCUUGAGUCUUUGCAAAGUACUGAUUCAGAGCCUGGUCCUGAGAUAGUUUUACCUCUGAUUGUGUUACAAACAAGAAAGUAAAUUAGAAACUAAUUCCCUGCUAAACUCUGUGGACAAAUCUAUAUUAAGGUUAGAAGAUGAGCAUUAGAAUUUACUUUUUAAGAUUUUUUUUACAGUGGCAGGUCUGACAUCCAAUGGAAGGUUUUCAAAAAGGCACUUUAAAAACAAACCUUUUAUUUAACUGAAUGAUCACAAUUACUAUUUCUAACACUCAGAAAGAGGAAGGUUUUGAAAAUAGUACCUCAAAACAGUGUAUGAUGGGCUGAAUGGAAAUUGAGCAGGAAGCUUAAUUUAGAGAAAUACUAAUAGCUGCAUUCUGAAAAACAGCCUGAGUGUUCUGAUGGGGAAAAGUGUCCCACAGCAUUAGGAUUACUCAUGAGUCGGGUCAUCUCCAGAUCUAUUUCUCUUUCAUUGUUGCUCACACCCAUUUUAAGAAGAUUGGGAAUCUCAUCCAAAAUAUUUAGCUUACAUUUCUUGACGCUGAGCAAAUUCCAAACGUGGCAGCUGUGGUGCUGUUGCUUACAACAGUGGCAGGGCAGGCUCUGGCACACAGUUACUUAGCAACAGGGAAGCUCACGUUUGCUUACAGCUCCUGCGUGUGCAUCUAAAUGUAGUUCUGGAAAAAAAUAAAAGGUUAAAGGACUUUGGAAGGGGAAACAGAUACUUGAACAAUUUGUACUGUUCAGUGGUUGAGACUGAUGGCAGUAGUACAUAGGAAAAUUAGUCUCAAAAUAUUUUGCCUUUUAAAAUGUUUAUUAGACUUUUAAUAUAUUGAAAAAAUUUGAAACCCAAAUGAGCAGAACCCUCCUCCUACCAACUACAGAAAGAUCAAAAAUUAAAAUACAGCAAAUGGUAAAGAGCAGGGGGACGUUCUGUUUUGAAUGCCUGUGUUACAAAUGCAUUCUUUGGAAACAAGAAGUUUCAUUAUUUAAACAUUGGGAAUCUGAGGAAGUCAUAGAAAUUAUGUUUUGUGAGACUAACAGAUGGGUUGAGACUAUAUUAGAUUAAUUACUACUGAUUGUUGAUUGUUGCUUCUCAGUUCACCAGUGCUUUUUUUGCUGAUCAAGCUGUGAAAUCUUAAUGGGAUUUUGACAGCUUGCACUCUGUGACUGCAGUAAUACUCAAAAGCACAGUGACUUAAAAGGCCACUGUCAGACUGUUCUUGGGUUGUAUUAUGAUUACAGUAAUUUCAGUUUCUGGGGUUUCAGGCAUGCAGUUUUCCUUAUUAGCCAGCACUGGAGCUGCAGUGGGGUUUCCUUAUAUAGAAAGGCAAGAAGGUGAUUGCAGCUCACUCCAGACAUGAGGGGGAGGCAGGGACCAGAGAGAGCAUGCCAGGAAUGGAGAGGGUUGGAAAAAGACAAGCUGGAUUUGGCUAGGGAAUGGAGCAAGGUCUGAUGAUGGGAAUUAACAAUGAGUGUGAUCAGGCUGUUGGGGGAGAGUGACCUGGGAACCUGCACGAUGUCACUGAAGGAAGUAGUGCAUUGCUUCAGCAGUGGGAGCUGGGAGAAGAGCAGGGCAGUUUGGAGAGCAAGGAGAGGGACUGGAGAGGUGCUGCACCUGCAGAGGAGUAAGGAUACUGCUAUUCCAGCUGCUCCCAGAGUUGAGCAGUUCUUUAUACCUAGAAAUUAAGUGGUUGAAAAAAGGAAUUCUCCAGAGGCUGUGUUCUUUUGUUCCUGUGCUUGGUCUUCCCCAUCUGUACCCUUCCUCGUGGGAUUACUGUGCUUUUCUCUGGGCAGCAGAUUCAGACAUGAUAUGGAAGGUGAACAAGAUCCCACCACCACUGGGAGUGGGACUGAGAGUGUUAGUCCUUGCUUUUCGGAGCUGAAUCAAAAUGGGGAGACAUCUUGAGGAAGGUUUUUGAGGGCUAGAAUGAACCUGGUUAGGGGACAGUGAUUUAAAAUACAGGGGAAAAAAAAUCAUCAAUCCAGGCUGCCAAAGUUAAAAUCCAGCUAAAAUAUUUACCUUUGAAUUUCAUAUUCAGUCGAGAGGAUUGUAUAAUUCUGAUUUCCACAUGUAUAUUCAUGUGCUUCAUGUGUACUUUAUGGGGCUUACUCACUUCAAUGAUGUCUCCUCUAGUUAAUGGACCAUUAAAUGAGAGGCUGUAAUUACCACCUCUGUGUCUGUCUCAGAGUGGGCAAGAGGAUAUGUGUUAAUUCUUUAUAAAAAUGACAGGAUAGUGCAUCUGCAGAAUAGGAGGUUGUUAAAAAUCUCUCAUCCCAGGCAAGAGUCAGCCUGCUCAUACUGGGCUGGGAAACAAGCCUGGUUCUGCUCCUCUCCCUGCUGAAGGCUUUUUAGAAGGCAGGUAGAAAAAUGAUGUAAAAUAAUUUUGUUUCCAGUUACCUCUCCAUGUUUUAAACUAACAGGAUGUUGAACAUGAAAUCUGUGCUGCAGCAGCUUUUACUUUUUGUAAAGGUAAAAUGAGCAAAGUUUGUUUUUCCUUUUGCUGUUCAUUCCUUCAGUAGUGGAGACUAGAAGGAUCCAGGUGCUGUCAGGUUGACCUGUGUAACAAGGCUUGGGGUUUCACAGAAGGAGGAGACUGCUACCCAAAAAUUGGCCCCCACCCUUACAGAGAAGGCUUCAAUCUCUUCUCCUUUGGACCUUUCUUCUGACCAUCAAAGCCAGGUUUGCUGUGUAAUGGGGUAGCUCUCCAUGCGAAAUCAUCUACAUCACCCACCCAUGUUUGCCAGGAGACAAAGUACAUACAGAGCGUCACUUUGUCUCUUAAUUUGUUUUUUUAUGGUGGUUGUAGCUAUUUUCAAGUCUUCCCUUGGUAAGUUGCCUUUUGUGAGUUUAUUCAGCUGCAGACAUUAUAUGCACUUGCUUUGGCAGCUGGUACAAAAGCAGAAUAUUGACAGAAUUAAAAUUUGCUGGCAGUUGUAUUUGUGCUUUGCAGGCAGGAUUCAUUGUAGUGCAAAUCUUUGUGGGCUAAUGAAGUUAAAACAGGGCUUUAGAUAGUAUUCUUUUCAACAAAAGCAGCUUGCUUAAAGCUAUCUCUGCUAGUGUUUUCCUUCUGAAACAAUGACAGCGAAUGCUGCAGGUUUAAAAAUGGAAUAUAAUUUAUGAGGCAUCAAGCCUUGGGCAUGAGUCCUUGUGUAACUGGAAUUUAAAAUCUAAAAUGAAUAUUAAUGAGGUGGGGAGGGUUGCAGACCUGUCCUUUAAUACUAAUCCAUUGUGAGUGGAGCAGCUCUAGCAAUGAGCUGAUACUGGCACGGAGACAACCAGGAAUUGACUGCUCUUAGAAAAUGCCUCAUCACUCAAAGUCUUCACAGGCUCCUGAAUACUUGUCCUGAUCAGAUACAGAAGGGCACCUGAACAUUACUGGUGUCAGUAGCCUGCCUGCUGAUCCUGUGUGCAUUUCCCUGGGGACACUCCUGUGCUGGCUUUCAGCUCCAGCCCGUGGUGUGGAUGGAAACGUAAUGGAAGGCAUAUUUGUUACUUUGCCAUACAAACCCAGCUGGAAACACAUCACUUGUUGUUGCUGUGAGAGGGGCAGCCAGCUCUGUACCCCCACGUCUGGACCUGACAUCUCUUAGGUCAUAAUGCUAAAGGAUUGUGCCAGAAUAAUGUUCACCCUGGUCAUUGUUGCAGGUUUGCUUAGAGCUGUAAUAAAAAGGGCCAAAGAUAAGUCUGAGGAGAGUGGUGCAAAACCUAAGCAUGUGCUUAGUAGCAGAGGAACCCAGACUGAAAGCAAGAAGCCUCUGGAAGAGACAAAAAGCGUGAGAAAACUGGAUGAAAACAAGGGAGCAUGUGAGAAGGUGAACACUUCCAGUGCUGUAGCCCACAAAGCUGACUCCAAACCCCAGCUUAAAGACAGGACAGCACAGCAGCAAGGGGGAGAAGGUGCUGGCAAAACACAGAGCUCUAAGAGCUGUCCGCAGCAAAAGGACAUCGAUGUCAGAGCUGUGAAUCAACACAAUGGUCUUCCAUCCGUACAUCAAGAUCAGGCAGGCAACCAAACUGCUCCUGCUGAAGCCCAGAAGGUGGACAGAGCCCCAGGCCUUGCUGAGUGCCACAGGCAGCUCGUGCAUCAGAAGCCUGGGAAGAAUGAAAGCAAAGCUGCAGCGGCAGGCGCGGCGUCCCGGGAGGCUGUGCCCUCCACGUCCAGGGCCAUAUCUGACACGGGCUGUGAAGUGACACACACCAGGAUAUCCAUCAGUGUACAUAUGACUGACAUGAAAGAAAAAAUUGAGAUGGCCAAGGAGGGAAAUGUAAGUGACAGCAGAGGUAAAAGUUCCAAAGUGAAAUCCACACCAGCAGACUUGAAAGGAGUCAAGCAGCAGCCUGACAAAUUAAAACUUCAACAGAGUCCUAAAAACAUCAGCUCCAAGCCAGAUUCAGAAGUUAAAGGGGACAAUAAGCAAAAUGAACUUGCACCUCAGACAGGGAAGCAAAAGCCAUUCCUGAGCAAGCCCAAACCAGGUGAAAAAGCUGAAGAGAAAUCAGAAUUAAAAUGUGCGCCCAUAACCUCACAGAAUACCUCUGCAAAGGAUCCUUUGAAAGAUGCAGGGGUAAAAGUGAAACUCCAUCAAGAAGCAGCAAAAGCGGAAAAAUCCCCAGCAGAUACCAAGUCUGAGAGGAGGGGAUCUGAGACUGCAGGGGCAAACAGACAUGAUGCUCAGCAGUGUACAGGAGAGGCACCAGAGAAGAACAAGUCUCUGGCAGCUGGCAAAGCUCUUCCCAUUCAAGGAGAAAUCAUUGAUGACAGCCCCUCUCCUCCAGCUCCGUUCGAGCACCGCAUCGUGAGCGUCAGGCAGGCGGAGGUGACCGCCAGCUACUCCGUGUGUCGGCACGAGGUGCUGGGGGGGGGGCGUUUUGGGCAAGUCCACAAGUGCACGGAAAUAUCGACGGGGCUCAACCUGGCAGCCAAAAUCAUAAAAGUGAAAGGAGCCAAAGAGAAGGAGGAAGUAAAAAAUGAAAUUAACAUCAUGAACCAGUUAAAUCAUGUGAAUCUGAUCCAGCUUUAUGAUGCUUUUGAAGCCAAAAAUAAUAUCACUUUGAUAAUGGAAUAUCUUGAUGGUGGGGAAUUAUUUGACCGGAUCACAGAUGAAAAUUACCACCUGACAGAGCUGGAUGCCAUCCUAUUCACCAAGCAGAUUUGUGAAGGAGUCCACUACUUGCACCAGCAUUACAUUCUCCACUUAGAUCUGAAGCCUGAAAACAUCCUAUGUGUAAAUCACACAGGAAAUCAGAUUAAAAUUAUUGAUUUUGGAUUAGCAAGGAGGUACAAACCCUGUGAGAAGCUGAAGGUGAAUUUUGGUACUCCGGAGUUCCUGGCUCCCGAAGUGGUGAACUAUGACUUUGUCUCCUUCCCCACGGACAUGUGGAGCGUGGGUGUGAUCACAUACAUGCUGCUUAGUGGCCUGUCCCCAUUCCUAGGAGAGACUGAUGCUGAGACAAUGAACUAUGUAGUCAAUUGCAGCUGGGAUUUUGAUGCAGAAGCAUUUGAACAGCUCUCAGAGGACGCCAAAGACUUUAUUUCCAGACUGCUUGUGAAGGAGAAAAGCUGCCGGAUGAGCGCCACGCAGUGCCUGAAGCACCAGUGGCUUUCGGACCUCCCUGCCAAGGCCCAGCGGUGCAAGCUCCGCCUCAAGUCGCAGCUGCUGCUGCAGAGCUACAUGGCCCACAGGAAAUGGAAGAAACAUUUUUAUGUGGUGGCUGCUGCUAACAGGCUGAAGAGAUUUCAGAGUAUGUCUGUCAAGCUUGCAUGAGCUUGUGUGAAACCUCCUCCACUCCUGGACAUGAAGGUGGACAUGAAGGUGGAAGGAGGACUCAGUGUCUCCAAACAUUUCUAUCCCUGUUUUAUAACAUAAGGUUUUGGGACUGCCUUCCUCAAUUAUUUUGUGUGUUAGUGCUGUGGUUCCAGAAGAGCCUUGAAGAAACACAAGAUUUCUAAAAGCAGAAGUUACUUUGUUUGUUUUUACAAGUGUUUAGUUGUUCUAUACAGUGGUGGAAAAACGUGGCUGUUACUGGGGCUGACUUCUUGCUGAAGGCGAUGAUUCUGCAGAGUAUUGUUGGUGUGUUUAUAGCAGAAAACCCUGGCAGUUUUCUGGUCUCUCACACCAAGCACAGGAUCUCUGAAGACUUUUUUUUCCUGACUGAUGGUUGUGUGUUACCAGCUUUAGAGAACCGUGGCACAACUUGUCCCUCAGGUGUUUGCUACUCAAAAGAUACAAACAUUGUUUUCUUCUGUAUCUCUUUCCAAAAGGUAGUUUCCCCACAACAUGAAGAUGCUUCGGUGCAACUCCAGCUUUCAUGGCUUUGGUUUGUUUUGUUUUUUUAUUAUUCUAUCUCUCCUUUAAAAAAUAGUCACUGCAUAGUUAUGAACUAUGAGGAGCCCUGGUUUGAGGUAACUUAAGUCAGUCCAUUGCUGCUGUUUCUUAGGACAAGUUGAAUUAAGCUGAACUGAUUGAACUUCUGGAAGCAGAUGUGUGGAACUGCCAUGCAUACAAAUCACCUAGUGACUGUUGGGUCUAUGCAAAAAGAUCUCAUGUUGUAGAGAAAAGAGGAGAGUUGCAGAGAUUUUAUGUUUUUAAAAUUUGUAAGUGCUUUUCAUUGUCCAUGACUGCAGCUCUUAAGUUGCUAAGUUUUAGUUUGAGGAUUUGUUUCUCCUCUCUGGAAAUUUUAAUGCAGUGUGAGGAGCUGGUAUGGUGUGACAUGCAAAACAGGUUUCAUUUCUAAUAGGUUCAGUGACAGGGAAAUGGUGUGUUGCCAGACUCUGCCUUUAGUCCAGUUAGGAGGUUGAAGCCCUUCUUUCCCCCUCACUUAGCUCUUUAACAUUAAACCUUUUCUUCACAAUAUUAACUUAUUUUGGAUUUUAAACUCUUUUCUUAUGCAUAGAGUGGGAGCCACUUACAAUCUCUCAGAUAAAAGUACAAUAUUAUUUAUUAAACCUUCUGUGGUUUCUUCCUCUGGAUUCUGCAAAACUCAGUGUGAACUGGAUGGGUUCUUAGGAAAAAUGGAAAUUAGUAUUACUAAAAGUAGCUUUCCAGCAAAGGCACCUGUAAAGUUCCUUUGAACUUUAUGGACUUUGACACCCCUUGAAUUUGCAGAAGUGUUGGUUGCUAAUGAUGAGGUUUGUAAGACUGCCUUACUCUGGUCUAGCUAUCUUUUCAACUCAAGUGUUUCUCACUUUGCAUAGUCCUGACUUUUUUUUGCAGCAUUUCCAGAAUUGGGACAGAGAAGAAUCUUGAUAAUUUAUCACCUUCUAUGAAGGCCCACUUUUGUUCAUGUUUUCCUUCCACAGUGUUUCUGCAUGCUGAAUGUCAUUGUAUUCAUUGGUCUGUAUAUUUCUGAAUUAAUACUAAUAAAUUUCAUGAA